Molecule: messenger RNA, 905 nt
Organism: Aureobasidium pullulans EXF-150
Lineage: Eukaryota; Fungi; Ascomycota; Dothideomycetes; Dothideales; Saccotheciaceae
Exons: 1
Coding region: 104-856 (250 amino acids)
Biological process (GO): methylation
Cellular component (GO): eRF1 methyltransferase complex
Molecular function (GO): protein methyltransferase activity; S-adenosylmethionine-dependent methyltransferase activity; nucleic acid binding
Source: RefSeq, a predicted model, not a curated record
CUCGGCAUUCGCCGAUCGCUGCAUUGCGCUCCGCAAAAGACACCCCCGAAGCUUUUGACUUGCGAUUGUUUCAUUGCUGGUUAGCGGAAACACAGCAGAGACGAUGUUGCCCACGCCGGAUACAUCGCAUGUCGACUACGAUCAAAUCUACGAGCCCGCCGAAGACUCAUACCUCCUCCUCGACACCCUGUCCUCCGCCUCCGAAACCGCAUUCCUACAUUCGCAUUUCCGCGCCGGUCAUGCACCUCUAGUCGUCGAAGUGGGCACUGGCAGUGGAGUUGUUCUGGCCUUCCUGGCUGCCAAUGCCUCUGCUAUAUUCGAUCGCUCCAUCUGUACUCUCGGCACAGAUCUCAAUCGGCGGGCAUGCAUCGCUGCUUCGGAGACAGUAAGAAAGGCUUGUGGGAAGGAAGUCAAGAGCUCGUUUGCGAAUGUGGUCAAUGGCGAUUUGACUUCUGCGAUCAAAGAUGGGCAGGUGGAUGUAUUGGUGUUCAACCCACCAUACGUGCCUGCUGAGCUGCCGGACUUGAGUCUGCAUGCCAAGUACAAUACCGCUGAUGGUUUGACUUCGUCCGAAGCCUUUGAUCGGGAUUCGCAUUUGUUGGCGCUGAGUUAUGCGGGUGGUGUGGAUGGAAUGGAAGUCACGGAUCGUCUUCUGGAUGAGGUGCCUAGGGUGUUGAGUCAAAGGGGUGUUGCGUAUGUGCUGUUUUGCGCUCAGAACAAGCCAGAGGAAAUCAAGAGGAGGAUCAGACAAUGGCCUGGCGGAUGGGAUGCCGAGACCGUGGGAAGUUCAGGCAAGAAGGCAGGAUGGGAGAAGUUGUGCAUCGUCAGGAUCAUGAGGACGACGGCAACAGAUUGAAUGAGAAGGAGAAGGAAGUCAAAGAUUGGAAAAACAUCUAUACAUCCUG